GUCGGCGAAGCACACGGAGUCGAGAUGCCGAGCGCCAGCGCGACGAUCGCAGUGCUGACUUUGUGCCUGGCGGUCGCCCAAGCGGGCACCCUGCCCAGCAAGAGGGACACCGUGGAAGCGACGAGUACCGGGAUCGCGGUCAAGAGGGACUACGAGGGCUACCUGCACAGCGAAACCAAGAGCGAGCAGAGGAAGAACGACUUGCCGUCGGCCUCGAUGCUGGACUUGUACAAGGCCCUGUCGACGUACCAAGCGGGCUCUUGGCCGUCGCUCGGGCUGAAGAUCGCCAAAGUCGCGCUGCACUUCGCGGUCGCGCUGCUCGUCGGGAUCGGCUUCAUGACCACCCUGUGCAACUUCACGCCGCUAUGCAGCAUCAGCUUCAACGCCAGCAACGCCUCGCUACUGCCCGACAAGAAGCAUUUGCCAGCGCUCUACGACGCACUCGAAGCGGUAUCCAAGAUCCCGAGCCUCUUCGACAAGCAACAGCCGUCUGCGCCAGCUGAGCUCCCGGAGCAGCCGGCGAAAGCAGAAUCCGCGCCCGAAGAGGCGGCCCCGAAACUACAGCUUGACCCGCGCAACUCGCUGAAAAAGCUGGACGCCGAAAGCCGAACUGCCAAGACUCCCGAGCCGAACGCUAAGGAAAACGAAACUUAAAGCGAUGGGAUUCCGUCUCCGAUUGCACUUACUUCAAUGUACAUUUUGUUAUUUAUUUUGUGAAAAGAAAUCAA
Messenger RNA from Phymastichus coffea, 728 nucleotides. RefSeq lists its product as uncharacterized. Lineage: Eukaryota; Metazoa; Arthropoda; Insecta; Hymenoptera; Eulophidae. The coding region runs from base 25 to 654 and encodes 209 amino acids. The transcript is spliced from 2 exons. The record is from RefSeq and is a predicted model, not a curated record.